AUGAUUUCGACUUCACUUUCGCGACCAAGUUUUAUUCAGAGUCAGACAGAUGCCCGCUGGAUCACGCAAAAUGCGUCAAGAACCUCUCGUGUCCUGUCUCGAAAGCCAAUCUCCUCCCUUGGACAACAUCAGUCUUCGCUUGGUCCAACUGCUUCUGGUCUUCUUUCUCUUGGAAGUCGCUACACUCCUUCUUCAUCGGCUGCUUUUGGGAAUUCAGCCGUUGGUGCUAUGGGAGGCGCAACGGUAGUGGGUUUGACAAGUGCCCAAAUGAGUGGACAAUUAUCCAGUGCUGGAGGUCUCGUAGAGAGAGACGCUAACUACCGAUUGGCUGCUGCUAUUGCUGGCACUAGUGGACGGGGCCGACCCCGAGGCAGACGUCCUCUUCGUGGUCAAUUUCCUGUUGUUCCAAUCGAUAUGGUUCGCCAACUAGGGAUUGAACAACAAGUAAUUUUGCAGCCAGCUGCUCCAGUCGCUAUGCGUAACAAGGCUGUUUUAUGUCGUCCCCUUUCGAUGUCCAGAAAGACACAAGCUAAUGUAUUAUUAGGCGAAAUAGAGGUCCAAGUUGAUUCGGACCUCGUUGAUGAUACAUCUCGUGACUUGGAAUCUGAGAUCACUGAUGAUACACAUAUUCUUGUUGAGGAGCCCUUGCGACAAAAAAAACCUGUUGGGACUCAGGCUCAAAAGGAAGGAUCCGCAGUGUAA
Protopolystoma xenopodis is the source of this 702-nucleotide messenger RNA. NCBI's taxonomy places the organism in Eukaryota, Metazoa, Platyhelminthes, Monogenea, Polystomatidea, Polystomatidae. The record is from the annotation of a GenBank genome assembly.